Molecule: messenger RNA, 889 nt
Organism: Ochotona curzoniae (black-lipped pika)
Lineage: Eukaryota; Metazoa; Chordata; Mammalia; Lagomorpha; Ochotonidae
Gene: FKBP7
Product: FKBP prolyl isomerase 7
Exons: 5
Coding region: 109-765 (218 amino acids)
Molecular function (GO): peptidyl-prolyl cis-trans isomerase activity; calcium ion binding
Source: RefSeq, a predicted model, not a curated record
CGUAGGACAAUGCCUGCCACGUGUCGUAACUAGGCCGCGGGGGCAACCCGGGGGAACGAGUGAUUGGAGCUAGGGGACGCGGGGGUCUUCUGGCCACGGUUCAGAACCAUGCGUUACUUACUCAGAUUAACCGUUUUCUUUUGUCUGUGGAGCUUUUACGCUGCUCAGGGACAAAAGGAGGAGGAGAACCCAGAGGAUGUGAAAAUCGAAGUUUUGCAUCGUCCAGAAAACUGUUCUAAGACAAGCAAGAAGGGAGACCUGCUAAAUGCCCAUUACGACGGCUACUUGGCUAAAGACGGCUCAAAAUUCUACUGCAGCCGGACACAAAAUGAAGGCCACCCAAAAUGGUUUGUCCUUGGUGUUGGGCAAGUCAUAAAGGGCCUAGACAUUGCUAUGAUGGACAUGUGCCCAGGGGAGAGGCGGAAAGUGAUUAUACCUCCAUCUUUUGCAUAUGGAAAGGAAGGCUAUGCAGAAGGCAAGAUUCCACCUGAUGCAACAUUGAUUUUUGAGAUCGAGCUUUAUGCUGUGACCAAAGGGCCACGGAGCAUUGAAACAUUUAAACAGGUGGACACAGACAAUGACAGACAACUCUCCAAAACUGAGAUAAGUGAUUACUUGAAAAGAGAAUUUGAAAAAGAUGGGAAACCACAUGAUGAGUCAUAUCAGAAUGCAGUUUUAGAAGACAUUUUUAAGAAGAAUGACCACAAUGGUGAUGGCUUCAUUUCUCCCAAGGAAUACAACGUAUACCAACAUGAUGAACUAUAGCGGAGUUUUAUUGCUACAGUUAAAAAGUCUCUAUUUUAUAUAUAUAUAACACUUUUUUCAAAGUUGUCUUUUCUAUUUGUCCCCAUGAGAAGAUAUUUUGAUCUCCUUAAUACAUAUUAAUUUU